Messenger RNA from Spirometra erinaceieuropaei, 1617 nucleotides. The record is from the annotation of a GenBank genome assembly. Lineage: Eukaryota; Metazoa; Platyhelminthes; Cestoda; Diphyllobothriidea; Diphyllobothriidae.
AUGGAUCACCUGACUGCGCUCUUCCAGGAGAUGUGGCGUCAAGGUGAAGUCCCGCAAGAUUUCAAGGACGCAACUAUCGUGCACCUAUACAAGCGAAAAGGGAAUCGCCAAGUCUGCGACAACCAUCGCGGCAUCUCCCUACUGAACAUCGCCGGGAAGAUCUUCGCUCGCAUCCUGCUCAACCGCCUCAACAACCAUCUGGAACAGGGCCUUCUGCCGGAAAGCCAAUGCGGCUUCCGUCGUCAUCGUGGGACCACGGAUAUGAUCUUCGCAGCCCGCCAACUCCAGGAGAAGUGCCAGGAGAUGCGGACCCACCUAUACUCUACCUUCGUGGACCUGACGAAAGCCUUCGACACAGUGAAUCGUGAAGGACUGUGGAAGAUCAUGCAGAAAUUCGGCUGUCCGGAGCGAUUCACUCAGAUGGUGCGUCAGCUGCACGACGGUAUGAUGGCGCGAGUCACGGACAACGGAGCUGUCUCAGAGGCAUUCGCAGUGACCAACGGAGUGAAGCAGGGAUGCGUGCUGGCGCCUACCCUCUUCGGUCUCAUGUUCUCUGCCAUGCUGAUGGACGCCUACCGCGACGAACGCCCCGGGAUCCGCAUCGCCUACAGGACGGACGGUCGUCUCCUAAAUCAACGGCGCAUGAACUUCCAAUCGCGUGUAUCCACAGCCACCGUGCACGAACUCCUCUUCGCCGACGACUGCGCCCUGAACACCACCUCGGAAGAGGAGAUGCAACGGAGCAUGGACCUAUUCUCCGCCGCCUGCGAGAACUUUGGGCUGGUUAUCAACACGCAGAAGACGGUGGUGAUGCAUCAGCCGCCACCCAACUCAGUCACAGCCCCCAACGCGCCGCAAAUCAACGUGAAUGGAAAUCAACUGCAAGUGGUAGAGAACUUCCCGUACCUGGGCAACACGCUCUCCCGCAACACCAAGAUCGACGGCGAAGUCGCCAACAGGAUCUCGAAAGCCAGUCAAGCCUUCGGUCGCCUCGAAAGCACAGUUUGGAAUCGCCAUGGUCUCCAACUGAGCACGAAGCUGAAGAUGUGCAAGGCCGUCAUCCUGCCGACGUUACUGUACGGAGCAGAGACAUGGACGGUGUACACGAGACAGGCACGCCGACUGAACCACUUCCACCUCAGUUGUCUCCGUCGCAUCCUGAGGCUGAACUGGCAGGAUCGAAUCCCCGACACGGAAGUACUGGAACGAACGGGAAUCCUCAGCAUCUAUGCCAUACUGAAACAAAUGCAGCUGCGCUGGAGCGGCGACCUGGUGCGCAUGGACGACGAGCGACUACCCAAACGCCUCUUCUACGGAGACGUCGCGACGGGUUCUCGUCGUCAAGGAGGCCAAAUUCACCGUCAUACGCGCCGACCACCAUCACCGCCACCACCACCAACACCACCGCUUCCGCUACAGCUGGCACCGACACCGCUGACCUCUCAUGCCCACAUUGUCCACGCACCUUCACCCCACGCAUCGGCCUGGUGGGUCACUUGCGAAUCCAUCGCACAGAGACUGGCGAACCAGUGCCUGGAGCACCAAUCUACACCCACCGCACUCGCCUCCACUGCCCACACUGCCCUCGCACCUUCACGCAUCGCAUGGGUCUAUUAG